Messenger RNA from Hypoxylon fragiforme, 1476 nucleotides. Its product is annotated as RNA polymerase II subunit A C-terminal domain phosphatase SSU72. Gene Ontology annotation, cellular component: nucleus; mRNA cleavage and polyadenylation specificity factor complex. Gene Ontology annotation, biological process: termination of RNA polymerase II transcription. The record is from RefSeq and is a predicted model, not a curated record. Gene Ontology annotation, molecular function: RNA polymerase II CTD heptapeptide repeat phosphatase activity. Bases 558 to 1334 code for a protein of 258 amino acids. NCBI's taxonomy places the organism in Eukaryota, Fungi, Ascomycota, Sordariomycetes, Xylariales, Hypoxylaceae. The transcript is spliced from 2 exons.
GUAGUUACAGAGUAAAGCGUAUCUAGAAAUGAUUACAUAAGGUGGGGAUAUCUACUACACUAGAGCCGCUUAGAUCCUUAGCCGGCACGGGAUUAAUUAUCACCGAUGUGGGGCAUCCCGGGCCAUGAUCUGAAGUGAAUCUGAUCUAAAUUAUUCCACUGUUCGUUUCAUCAAUUUUUACUUCAAUUGUUCCAAGUUCCUCUCAAUAACUACACACUAUUAAUUAUUUUGAACCUACUCCCACGACAUUAAACUUGAUGUGGAAGGUAAGUCAAAUGACUUGUGUGUCUCUAAAUUACCUGCUUUUCUAUUUGAAUCCAAAAAACUUUUAUGAUGAAAAUAAAUAUUGGAGCUGUCAGACCUUUACAUGGUGACAACCUAUAUAUUACGCAACAUUAUCUGAACCUGCCAACACAAAUUUCCUACUCUUGUAUUUAUCUUCCAAGGGAAACCCGUAUUAACCUACGCGUGCAUUUAGAUAUUUUUCCAUUGAUAAAGCGACCAUCAUUGUGGAUUGCUCAUGGAAUUGCGCCUACAUAUAGCAUCUUGAAGACACCAUGGAAGUCGUCAAUGGAACUUCAAGUGCUUCGACCACACCUGUCGCCAAUGGUGAACGAGAAGACCCAGGCGGCUUCAAGCUAAAGUUCUGUACAGUGUGUGCUAGCAACCAAAAUAGAUCUAUGGAGGCACACCUUCGCUUAUCCCAGGCACAUUACCCAGUCAUCUCCUUUGGGACGGGAUCUCUUGUUCGAUUGCCCGGUCCGUCGAUCACGCAACCAAAUGUAUACCAGUUCAACAAGGUGUCUUAUGAUGCCAUGUACAAAGAACUCGAAGGAAAAGACCCCCGAUUGUAUACGGCGAAUGGUCUGUUGAAUAUGUUAGGAAGAAACCGGCAGGUCAAGUGGGGUCCAGAGCGGUGGCAAGAUUGGCAAAUAGGCAUUCCAAGGACUGAGCAUGCCUCAGACCGUGGUAGCGAAGGAACGGAGGGUGGGAUGGUUGAUAUAGUCUUCACUUGCGAAGAGAGAUGCUGGGAUGCGGUCAUCGACGACCUCCUCAACAGGGGCUCUCCCUUGAACAGACCCGUCCAUGUCAUCAAUGUCGACAUCAAAGAUAACCACGAGGAGGCCUCAAUUGGUGGACGAGGCAUACUCGACCUUGCCGACUCAUUGAACCAGGCUGCCAAGGAAGAACGAGAGGUUAUAGGCUCUGCUGCUUUUGAUACAGCCAGCGCUGCCACAAGAGCCUCUUUUGAUGAGAGAGUGCCAGAGAUCAUUGGAGAAUGGCAGGAGAGGUGGCCGAAUUUGCCCGCCACUUGGUCGUUGGCUUGGUUUUGAUUGCAUGAGAUUAUGGCCUUUUGCUUUUUUAAUGAUACCCCGGAAUGAAGUUUUUAUUGCAAAUAGUUAAGAGCAUAUGUAAAUAGGUAUGCAUAUUGCUUUGGAGGAUAGUCACGAUAGGAAUACAGAAAUCAGACUUUCU